GACAUACAGAAUGACAACCAUUUUGUGGUUACAGAUUACAUAGAAGAGUGUGCCAAGAGCUCUCCUGUAGAUUAUUUCUGGUACAGAGAAACAUUAAACAUCUCCGCUUCCAUUAACGAUUCAGGCACUAUACAGUGGUGGCUUUUGUUAUGUUUAACAUGCGCAUGGGGUGUACUGUAUGUGUGCACAAUCAGAGGCAUCGAAACAACAGGAAAGGCCGUGUAUGUCACAUCAACUCUUCCAUACCUUGUGCUUACCAUUUUUCUAAUCCGUGGCUUGACGCUGAAAGGAUCAACGAGUGGAAUUGUGUAUCUCUUCACCCCUAAUGUUACCGAGCUGGCUAACCCAGUGACGUGGCUGGAUGCAGGUGCUCAGGUGUUUUACUCUUUCUCCCUAGCCUUUGGAGGCCUCAUUUCAUUCUCCAGUUACAACUCUGUUCACAAUAACUGUGAGAAAGAUGCUCUGAUUAUCUCAGUGAUCAACGGUUUCACGUCCGUCUAUGCAGCAACUGUCAUAUACUCCAUCAUUGGAUUCAGAGCCACAGAAAGAUAUGAUGACUGUUUUGACAAAAAUAUUCUUACUCUGAUGAAUGCAUUUGAUUUGCCAGAGGGUAAUGUAACCCAAGAUAACUUUGAACAAAUGCAGGAGCUAUGUAACAUGACUGAUCCAACAAUUUUUGCUAGCCUGAAGUUUGAAUCCUGUAAUCUGGAAAGUUUCCUGAAUGACGGAGUUGAAGGAACUGGUCUAGCCUUUAUUGUCUUCACUGAAGCUAUCACCAAAAUGCCUGUCUCACCUUUGUGGUCCAUUCUCUUCUUCAUCAUGCUCUUCUGCUUGGGUUUGUCGUCUAUGUUUGGAAAUAUGGAAGGUGUGCUUGUACCUUUACAAGAUCUUAAGAUGAUACCCCCCAAAGUGCCUAAGGAACUUGUUACUGGUCUCAUUUGUCUGGGGUCUUACUUGAUAGCUUUUAUUUUUGUGCUGAAGUCUGGUAAUUACUGGCUGGCUCUAUUUGACAGUUUUGCUGGCUCUAUUCCCUUGCUAAUAAUUGCAUUUUUUGAGAUGUUUUCAGUCGUCUACAUUUAUGGAAUAGACAGGUUUAACAAGGAUAUUGAAUUCAUGAUUGGACACAAGCCAAAUAUUUUCUGGCAGGUUACCUGGAGAUUUAUCAGUCCUCUCAUUAUGUUAGUUAUCUUCUUCUUUUAUUUUGUGGUGAAAGUCAAUGAAGAACUGCUCUACAGCGUUUGGGACCCUAGCUAUGCGGCGUUCCCCAAAACACAGAAGACUGAAUAUCCCAAUUGGGUGUAUGCUAUUAUUGUAGUGCUCGCUGGAGUGCCUAGUUUGGCCAUCCCUGUUUUUGCCAUCUACAAAGCCAUCAGAAAUUGCUAUCAGAAAAAAAAUGAUCGUGCAGGCCUUAUGAUCUCGACAUCUGAGACUUCUGUUAAUGGAAACUUAAAGUAUUCAGCAUAAAACCAUUUAAAAAAUGUGGAAGAAUGC
Cariama cristata (Red-legged seriema) is the source of this 1491-nucleotide messenger RNA. RefSeq names its product solute carrier family 6 (neutral amino acid transporter), member 19 (gene SLC6A19). Gene Ontology annotation, cellular component: plasma membrane. Lineage: Eukaryota; Metazoa; Chordata; Aves; Cariamiformes; Cariamidae. Gene Ontology annotation, biological process: sodium ion transmembrane transport. The record is from RefSeq and is a predicted model, not a curated record. The transcript has 9 exons. The annotation marks the transcript as partial.